Nicotiana tabacum (common tobacco) is the source of this 860-nucleotide messenger RNA. RefSeq lists its product as uncharacterized. The record is from RefSeq and is a predicted model, not a curated record. Lineage: Eukaryota; Viridiplantae; Streptophyta; Magnoliopsida; Solanales; Solanaceae.
UCUUCUUAGAGAGCGUAUAUAUCACUUCUAUCUUUGGAGCAAAACAUGGCUAACAUAAUUUCCUUCCUUGAAGUAGAUUACGCCGGUACUAACAGGGCCGCAAACACCCCCGGCGGUGUCCGUUUCAACCGAGAUAUCGGUGCCCAAUAUAGCAAGCAAACACUCGCAGCUGCUGCUUCUUUCAUAUGGAAAAUCUUCCAGCAGAACUCUCCAGCUGACCGCAAAAAUGUGCAAAAGGUAAGUAUGUUCGUCGAUGACAUGGGCGGAGUAGCUUACACUAGCAAUAAUGAGAUUCAUGUCAGUGCCAGGUACAUUCAAAGCUACUCUGGUAACGUCAAGAGAGAGAUCGCCGGAGUAUUAUUGCACGAGAGCACCCACGUUUGGCAGUGGAAUGGGAAUGGUGGGGCACCUAGUGGAUUAAUCGUAGGGAUUGCUGAUUAUGUGAGGCUCAAAGCUGGUCUUGCACCUAGCCACUGGGUGAAACCAGGCCAGGGCGACCGCUGGGACCAGGGCUACGGCGUGACUGCUCGAUUUCUUGAUUACUGCAACAGCCUGAGAAAUGGGUUCGUGGCACAACUUAACAAAAAGAUGAGAAAUGGCUAUAGUAAUCAGUUCUUUGUUGACCUGCUGGGGAAGACAGUUGAUCAACUUUGGAGGGAUUACAAAGCUAAAUUCCGCACAGCGAGCGAGUGAGUUGUCUAAUUAGACCCAAAAUUAGAAACAUCAUCUACUUUUACCAAUAAAAGGCUAUGUGUACCAUGGUCUUCUUGAAUGAUAAAAUUAAAGUUCUACUUUUACCAAUAAAAGGCUGUGUGCCAUGGUCUUCUUGAAUGAUAAAACUAAAAGUACAAUUAUACUGA